UCGUCGUCCUAGUGGAGAUUAUGGCGCCACUAGAUCGGAUCCAUUUUUGGGGCCUUUGAUACCUUUGCCAGUUAAACAAAUCUUUCUCUUUGGCUUCAUGUACCCGAUUCAAUGUACCGACUAUGUUUAUCAAUGUUUGUGUCGUCAAUUAAAUAACCAUAUGAAUGAUAAUGGACAGAAAGUUUAUGAACAUCCGGAUGAAUUUAUCAGAGAUGCCAAAGAAGCUUUCAUGGUUGAGAACUGGAUCCUAACAUCCGAAUUUUGCUGGGGCGCUUUCAGCUUGGCUGUUAAAUUGUUAUAUAAAAAAUUAAAGAUCAAGUUUUCUGCACACAAUGUUUGUUUUGCAUUGGCCUUUUUAGGUGCUAGAUGUUCUACGGAAGGGGUUUUCCUUGGUUACGUCGUCACUUUAAUGAAUCAGUAAUUUUUUUAUUAUGUUCUUUUUCUGUUUUUGAAUUAUUUUGUGUCACGUCCACCAGAUAGAUAACGGGGUUGGUGGGGGUGGGGUGUAGGGAAUAAGUAUUCACCACAUAUUUAGCUAUAAGAAUUCUUAUAGACUUAUUUCGAACUUUAAUUUCAAAAAUCUUUGUUUAUUUCAAAACAAUUCAAAUUCCUUUUAUUACAGUUCCUUAUAUUUUUAAUUUUUAGUACACAUCAGAACUUUUAUACCGGUGAGUCAAAGAGAGAUAAGGUUAUUGACUUCAUCGCGAAGAUUGAGAAAUUUGCUCAUGAUUUUGGUGAGAUCAAUGCGAAUGAUGUGUGGAAUUUACUUUCAAAUCAUCUCCCUACACAACCUGGAUCUACUUCAGUUUAUGAAG
Messenger RNA from Meloidogyne enterolobii, 815 nucleotides. Lineage: Eukaryota; Metazoa; Nematoda; Chromadorea; Rhabditida; Meloidogynidae. The record is from the annotation of a GenBank genome assembly.